ACAAGGUGGUGCUUCAGAGGAGUGGCAGACGCAGACAGAAGCAGACUCAAAUAAAGCAGCUCUGCGCUCUUGAUUGUGGAGGACUUACUUUAACUUCACCGGGCUAACUGCUUGUCAGAAAAAGGAACCGUAUAUAUUUAUUUACCGCUGAGGUUUUGAGGUUUUAUUUAUUUUUAUUUUUGUAUUUUAUUAUUAUUAUUAUUUUUGUAGGGUUUUGUUACCAAACUUUAACUGAGGACUUAAUGCCGGCUCCAUGAGGAAUCCACAAACCUCCACAGAGGUCUGACCCUGAGCGUGUUGAAGACGUCAGGAAUCUUUGUUUUUAAGUUUAUUCCUCUUCCUUACCUCUGAGACAUGGUGCUCUGGAUCAUUCUUCCCAUCUUGCUAUCGCUGGUGUCCUUCAUUGGAACAUGGAGCGUGUAUGGCAUGGCCUACUCCAACAACCAUGUGUGCUCGUUGAGUGAUUGGAGCGGUAAAAACCACUGCACAGAGAAUAUAACCCAGGGAUGUUGCUUUGUUCCCACAAUAAGUGGAAGUGGGACCAGUGCUCCAGAAAGCUCGCUCUUUGCAGCGACAAUGAACGCUGGGACCUUUCUGUUCCUGCUGUUCACCAUAUUCCAUCAUGCCCAUAUAAUGGAGAGACAUGUGUGCCAUUCCAUGCUGAGCAAAUUUGCAUUAGCCUUUGGCUUGGUGGCGGCCAUUGGGGCCUUUGCUGCUGGGAACUGCAACCCGGGCGACGUAACACUCAUGCACUACCUCGGAGCUGCUGUCAGUUUCACGUGCGUCUGCUUCUACACCAUCCUGCUCACCGCCCUGACGGGAAAGUGCGUUCUGACCGGGUUUGAGAGGUUCCUCUUCCCCCUGCGCGUUGGUUUCACAGUGGUCCAAAUCACCGUGACUGUCUGCUACACCAUUCUGUUCGUCCAGGAGGAGUACUUCUACAACCACCUGUCCGCUGUGUUCGAGUGGAGCCUCAGCGUCAACCUGCAGAUGUUUGAGCUCACCUACGUCGUGGAGUUCUUCUUCUUCUCGUCCUUCAUGCUUUCAAACCUGCUGAGCAAACGCGAGGAGGAAAAGCCCUUGAUAUUAAGCAUGUCCUGAUAUGAGGCGGCCAGGGUCCAGCAAGAAAGCACAAACAGGGAUGAAAGACCGUACGGGACAUCAGUAACGACAGUGGCCGGACCCUGGCUCAAGGUUCAAUAGUGUUUUUAUGUUAUUUUAUUGUUUCAGGCACUGAUGGCUUGGAUUAUGUAUGAUGCUGUUUCAUCAUCUUGUCUCUUUUAUUUGAAACAAACUUCCUUAAGAUUGGUCAUUUCUUUUUCUUACCUAACAUAUUUAUUAAAUGACACUAAGUUUAACAGCAAAAGAACAAAAAAAAAACAUAUUUGUACUUGUAUGUACAAGGCUUUGGGAAAUUAUUCAUACCCCUUGAACCUUUUUCUCAUUUUCGUCACAUUAACCACAAACUUCCGCGUAUUGCUGUAGGACUUUAUGUGAUACAACAAUACCAAGCGGUGCAUUAUUGGGAGGGGGAAGAAAAAUUUUAUCUUUCAGAUUUGCCUGUGCAGAUUCUUGUCGUCUGGGUCAUCGCAACAGCAAACAGACUUAAAUCGGAGGCAAACGGACUUUUGCUCAGUUUUUCUAAAAAUGUUUCGAGACCUAUCCAGGAGUUUUUCUUUUUUCUGGUGGCUCACACUUUCAGAUUGUUUUACAUAUAAAAGCUGAUUAGUGAGGCGUCCAUUUGUGUUCGCAGCACUCCUGAGUCGGUACUUUCUAGAACAAUCUUUCACUGCAAUUACCGCUGCCCUGUGCAGACACCAAAAGAAUGGUGUCUGCAUGAGGUUUGCGCAUCUACAGGCUCAAAUGUCUGCACAUUCCUCUGUGCAGCUUAGCUUGUGCUCAGUCAGACUGGAUGGAUAGGAUAUUUCAACUCUUUCCGCAGACCUUUCUUUGGCUUUAGGUCUAACCUUUUUAUUAGCUUUGUUUCUACCGUAGGUUGAGGGUUUUGUUCCUGGCUGAAAGGUGAACUUGUCAUUUCAUCCUGGACUUCUCUGGAUUUAACGCCAUCCAGUCUCUGCUGAAGAAAAACCUGUCAUGAUGCUGCCACUGCCAUGUGUCACCCUGGGGAUUGUGUGUUCGGUGAUGUGGUCCAUCUAUGACCGGCUGUACAAGGAGGGCAUUAAUCGGAGAAGCAGCCGAGAGCUGCGUGGUUACUCUGGAGGAGCUGCAAAGUUCUGUAGCUCAGAUGGCAUAAUCCACAAACUUUUUCAACCAUGCAUAAUUUUCCUACCCCUUCCCAAUGAUGCUGCACUUUGUGUUUUAUCUGUCACAAGAAAUUCUAAUGAACUACAUUGAGGUUUGUGGUUGUACUGUGAUAAAAUCUGAUCAGGGGCGUGAAUAGUUUUUCCUUGGGUCUGUGUAUGGCACCUACCAGGAAACAACUUCCCAAAGCUUUGAUAGGAUGUUUUAAACUUGUGUGUGUGUUGUAGUGCGUGCAAUAACCUUUUGAAUGUGGACAGAGUGUACCAACAAACAUUUUCCCUUGUAGCUCAGCACAAAUAUGAAGUUUAGGCACUUUAAUAAAAUGAGGUUGUUAGAUGUGCUGUGUUGAUAGACAGGGUUGACGAUGAUGCUCUCAGGAGAAGAAGGGUGGAGUUCCAGCAGGUACAAAAGAUCCUGUUUGACUAGAUAAUUAAAGCCGAGUGACGUUUUGAACAAAGACUUGACGGUUCGUUCUCUCUGGACACGUUCAGACGUCAUCCUCCGCUGACUUCUCCCAGCGCAGAGGGUGUUGUCAGUUUCGUUUCUGUUAAAUUCCCUGUGUGAGUCUCUAACCUUCUUUUUGGAACAAGACUUAGAAACGGUGUAAAAGCAUCGAUUUCUGAGCACUAGAACAUUUAUGAAACAUCUUCAUGCGUGGUUAAGUCCUUGUUUUGACUCACCGGUUUAAAGGGACGGCUAAAAUAUGUGUUCAACACAAAGCCAGGAAAUAUCUUUGAAAUGUUAAAUUAUCUUUGCAAGAGAUGUUUUUUUUUUUAUUUGACAAAAACUAAUUCAGAAUUGCGAACGUGUUUUGCUACGUUCCAAGUGGUUAACAUUGUUAUGGGACUGGAUCCAAAACCUGCUUCUAUAGAGUUUAAAAUUCUCAUCUGCUGGGUUGGUUUAGCUUUAACCCAUAACCGACAGGUCCUCAGCGACUUUCUUUUAGAUACCUUCAAUUUCCGUUCAUCUCCAUGCUUCUUUUUGGGUCUGAUUGAAAGUUCUCGUCGUCGGCUUUGCUGGAAAAGGUCAUGAGAUCAAGGAUUAGUCAUGAGAACGUUGUAGAGGACGACCAAGUUACGAGAAUCCAGCUGUGUUUACACUAAGAUGUGAUGUUUGUAAUAAAACUGCACUAUAUACUUCA
Fundulus heteroclitus (mummichog) is the source of this 3403-nucleotide messenger RNA. Its product is annotated as Frag1/DRAM/Sfk1 family protein. The record is from RefSeq and is a predicted model, not a curated record. Lineage: Eukaryota; Metazoa; Chordata; Actinopteri; Cyprinodontiformes; Fundulidae. The transcript has 7 exons. Gene Ontology annotation, biological process: protein localization to plasma membrane. Bases 355 to 1101 code for a protein of 248 amino acids.